Molecule: messenger RNA, 390 nt
Organism: Penicillium argentinense
Lineage: Eukaryota; Fungi; Ascomycota; Eurotiomycetes; Eurotiales; Aspergillaceae
Product: DUF1993 domain-containing protein
Exons: 1
Coding region: 1-390 (129 amino acids)
Source: RefSeq, a predicted model, not a curated record
AUGUACCCCUUGACCGACCAGGUCCGCAUCGCGACUCAAUUCUCAGAGAACAUGGCGGCCAAGCUCACCGGUCGGCAACCAACUGUGUUCGAAGGCUCCCCGAUGACCUUUGCCGAAUUCAAUGAGCGGAUCGAGACAGUCCGCAGAAUCCUCAAGGAGGCUGAUAAGGACGUCGUCAAUGAAAACUGCGACAAAGUUGCUCCCACUCCUAUUCCCCCUGCGAGUUCGAUUGAUAUGAGCCCUGCUACCUACGCCCAUCGCAUUGCUCUGCCGAAUAUCUAUUUCCACCUUUCUACUGCUUAUGGGAUCCUGCGGAAGGCGGGUGUUCCUCUUGGCAAGCGCGACUACUUUACUGGCUUUUACCAGCCCAAGAUGGCUGGAGGCAACUAG